AUGCCGAGGCUCAAUGUAAAAAAGAAACAACGCGUCGACAGCUUCAUCGCUCAACCACACGGCAACGUUUUGGCCCAUCUCAGCUUUUUGGACAGUCAGAUGCAUCGGCCCAAACCCUCCGCCGCGGGAUCGACGCCCUCCAAAGCCAGUCGUCUUUACUCUGCUGGGCCCAAGGACUCCCUCGCCCUCUCCAAACCCUUCAAAUGUCCUGGCUCAGAAACCCGCCGCGUGUCCGAGAAACCAGCCCGCAAACGCCGUAAGGUGAACUACGCCGGUGCCGACGGCAGCGUUGAUGAUGACGCCGUUAAGCCGUGGACAAAUGAGGACCGUCUCGCCCUCGCAAACCGUGACGUUAAUCGUUUCCCUGUGUUCAAGGUCAAAGAUAAAGAGACGACGUUUCGUCAACGAUUUAACAUCCCUUUGAUUGAUAAGACAAGCGGUAACUAUGGUUCCACGCGCGCCGCACCGACGCUGGGGAUGCGUUGUGGAGCGACGUUUGUAGUCAAACCAUUACAUGAUCCAAGCGGGGAGUUUGCAAUUGUCCUUUAUGAUCCAACUAUUGACGAUAAGCCGGAUGCCAAAGAAGAGUGUGAGGAAGCUACUGGAGAUAAAGGCGGCGAAGAAGAGGCGAAGAAGGUGCUAGAUCAGCCAUUGAUGCAUAAGAGUUUGGCAGAGAUACUAGGGAUUAAGAAGAAUGUGGACGAGAGGCCGAAGGUGCCUGUCGUUAUUGACCCGAGGCUUUCGAAGAUAUUAAGACCGCAUCAGGUCGAGGGUGUGAAGUUUCUGUACCGCUGUACGACUGGACUGGUCGAUAAGAAUGCCAGUGGCUGCAUUAUGGCUGAUGGUAUGGGGCUGGGGAAAACGUUGCAAUGCAUCACGUUGAUGUGGACACUGCUUAAACAAUCGCCCGAAGCGGGCAAACCGACAGUUCAAAAGUGUGUCAUCGCAUGUCCUGCAACACUAGUAGGAAAUUGGGCGAACGAGUUAGUGAAAUGGCUGGGAAAGGACGCCAUAAACCCUUUCGUGAUCGAUGGCAAAGCAUCAAAGGCAGAGCUGAUAUCCCAACUACGGCAAUGGGCCAUUGCCUCUGGCCGUUCUGUCGUCCGACCAGUGCUGAUUGUGUCCUACGAAACAUUACGAAUGAACACAGAUGAACUUCGAGAUACACACAUCGGACUCCUUCUCUGCGACGAAGGCCAUCGUCUAAAAAACGCAGACAGCCAAACUUAUGUAGCGCUAAAUCGCCUCAACGUUCAGAAACGGGUUAUCCUUUCUGGAACACCUAUCCAGAAUGAUCUUUCCGAGUAUUUCAGUCUUCUAGACUUUGCUAACCCCGGCAUCCUUGGGUCACGCACUGAGUUCCACAAGAAAUAUGAAAUCCCUAUUCUCCGCGGCCGUGAUGCAGACGGGACGGACGAACAGCAGAAGAAAGGCAACGAAUGUCUCGCGGAGCUCCUCAACCUAGUAAAUAAGUUCAUUAUUCGGCGAAGCAACGAUAUUCUCUCCAAAUACCUCCCCGUCAAAUACGAGCAUGUCGUCUUCUGCAACCUCGCUCCGUUCCAACUCGACCUAUACAAUCACUUCAUCCAAAGUCCCGAAAUCAAAAGCCUUCUCCGUGGCAAAGGCAGCCAGCCGUUAAAGGCAAUCGGCAUCUUGAAAAAGCUCUGCAACCAUCCUGACCUCCUCAACCUCUCUGAAGACCUACCAGGCAGCGAGAAAUUCUUCCCCGAAGACAUGGUCCCCUCCCACGGCCGCAGGGGAGACCGAGAAGUGAAAUCUUGGUAUUCUGGCAAAAUGAUGGUCUUAGACCGGAUGUUGGCGCGCAUCCGGCAGGACACCAAUGACAAAAUUGUUUUGAUCAGCAACUACACGCAGACAUUAGAUCUUUUUGAACGCCUUUGUCGAUCGCGUGCGUACGGCUGUUUACGCCUCGACGGGACCAUGGGUGUCAAGAAACGAUCGAAGCUGGUCGACCGGUUCAACGACCCGAACGGGGAAGAGUUCGUCUUCCUACUCUCCAGUAAAGCCGGUGGAUGUGGUAUCAAUUUGGUUGGCGCAAACCGCCUAGUCUUGUUUGAUCCCGACUGGAACCCAGCUGCAGACCAGCAGGCGUUGGCUCGAGUUUGGCGUGAUGGCCAGUCAAAGGACUGCUUUGUCUACCGUUUCAUCGCCACGGGAACAAUCGAAGAAAAGAUCUUCCAGCGUCAGUCGCAUAAACAGUCCCUCUCGUCGUGCGUGGUUGAUUCGGCACAGGACGUCGAACGCCAUUUCAGUCUCGACUCGCUACGAGAGCUAUUCCAGUUCAAACCGGAUACCAGCAGCGAUACACACGAUACCUUCAAGUGUAAACGUUGCAGGCCUGAUGGGACACAGCAUAUCAAAGCGCCCGCGAUGCUCUACGGGGACACCAGUUCUUGGAACCAUUUUGUCAACAAGGGCGAGAAGGGGCCUAUGGGUAAGAUCCAGGACCUGUUGCUAAGGCAGGAGACGACUGAGCAGGCUGUCAGUGCAGUAUUCCAGUAUAUCAGCCAUUAG
Molecule: messenger RNA, 2535 nt
Organism: Arthroderma uncinatum
Lineage: Eukaryota; Fungi; Ascomycota; Eurotiomycetes; Onygenales; Arthrodermataceae
Product: DNA repair and recombination protein RAD54
Exons: 6
Coding region: 1-2535 (844 amino acids)
Biological process (GO): double-strand break repair via synthesis-dependent strand annealing; reciprocal meiotic recombination
Cellular component (GO): nucleus
Molecular function (GO): hydrolase activity, acting on acid anhydrides; ATP binding; ATP-dependent chromatin remodeler activity
Source: RefSeq, a predicted model, not a curated record